CACUAUAACUAUUUUAAAUAAUUUUAAAAUAAAUAAAAUAAAACGAUGUCGAACAAAGUGGAUAAGCUGCACAAACAGGCUUUGCGGGAGCAACAAAAGCGGAUGAAGCCCGGAGAGUGCAUGAAAUACGUUCGCAUGGUUAUAGAUGCAGGAUUUCUGAGUGUUCCCGUGGGUCAGGAGAUGCUGCAGCAACUAAACUCAACGGAUUUGAAGUAUGAAAUAAAGAGCUUGCCGGUGAGCUACUGCAUCCUGUGGGAGCGAAAUGUGGGCCAGCAGACGAUUGCCCUGGGAACGGGCCUGGACGAGGCCUGGAAACGGGAGGACCAAGUGGUCCAGUGGCUAAGCGAGUCCAGUUUCCAAAAGGCCGUCAAGGAUCAAAGCCUGGCUUGCCUGGGGCCCAGGCUACAGGCCUCCUUUCCGGAUGCCCACUACACGGUAGCCCUGCCAAAACUUCGGCAUAGCCAACACGGUGGUUCAGCUAGUCAGGAUGCCCUGAUAGAGAUGCAGUUGCUGCAGGAACUCCACGUAGAGCAGCUAAGCAAGCCCGAGGCCCAGGAUCUGUGUGCCCUUCUCCAGAGAUACACGAAGGCCAUUGCCGAGGCUCCCUAUAAGAAGCAACGCAACGAAUCGCUGGGCUGCUUCAAAAAGUACCUGGCCAACGACAAGAAGCAGUGCGUCAAAGUGGAUCAGGGCAAUGGCUACGGACGUCUCUGGCAGCAGCACCUGAAUCGACUGCCCAUGGUCACGCUGGAGGUGGCCGAGUCCAUUAUAGGCCAGUAUCCCUGCCCCAGGAAACUUAUUGAUCACUUUUCCAGCGAUCCCACGGCUGUGCAGAGUCUGGCCGAUUUGAAGAUCAAGCGCUGCAACGGCCCCCAACCGCUGCACACCGAAAGACGGAUCGGAAAUGUGCUCAGCAAUAAGCUGUACACUUUGUACAACUCCAAGGAUCCAAACACUCUGCUAUAGGCCAUUCUUAGCUUU
This is a messenger RNA of Drosophila takahashii, 981 nucleotides long. It is a transcript of the gene mms4, whose product is annotated as Methyl methanesulfonate sensitivity 4. Gene Ontology annotation, cellular component: nucleus; Holliday junction resolvase complex. NCBI's taxonomy places the organism in Eukaryota, Metazoa, Arthropoda, Insecta, Diptera, Drosophilidae. The record is from RefSeq and is a predicted model, not a curated record. Gene Ontology annotation, molecular function: DNA binding; crossover junction DNA endonuclease activity. Gene Ontology annotation, biological process: double-strand break repair; replication fork processing; resolution of meiotic recombination intermediates.